This is a messenger RNA of Tripterygium wilfordii, 992 nucleotides long. RefSeq names its product remorin 4.1-like. The coding region runs from base 131 to 883 and encodes 250 amino acids. The transcript has 2 exons. The record is from RefSeq and is a predicted model, not a curated record. NCBI's taxonomy places the organism in Eukaryota, Viridiplantae, Streptophyta, Magnoliopsida, Celastrales, Celastraceae.
GCACUAGAAAUAGUCCCAUUUCUUAACCUUACUCAAACAUCUCACCUCUAGUAUGCCUCUCUCCGGCCACCGAUCGGAACCACUAUUCACCGUAUUCUUCAACCACAACAAACUGAAAAACUAAUUAACGAUGUUAACCACUCAGAGUCACCGUCACGACGACGAACAUGUCCGGGACAUCCACGCCCUGACUCCUCCACACCCUCCGCCCGGGCCCAGCGGCAGCCAAAUAUCAUCAUCUUUGUCAAUAGCCAGCGAGGCGAGCACGGAGAAUUUCACAUCCAUGAGCGGAGAAUUCAGCGCCCUUGUCCUCGCUGGGUCCACCAUAAACGCCGACUCAAUAAGCGGUGGCAGUAACAAUAACAACUCCAGCGACAAUAAUAGUAGUAAUUUGCGUAGGAUUGGGGAGUAUAAUGAGUUACCUGAGGAGGAGGAGGAGAUUAAUCCUUUGGCAAUUGUUCCGGAUAGUAAUCUGUUACAUGUUCCGCCUCGGGCGACGGAGGUGGGAGCUGUUGGUGGUGAGGUGACGGUGCAGAGGGUGAAGAAAGAGGAGGUGGAGACGAAGAUAUCGGCGUGGCAGAACGCGAAGAUUGCAAAGAUUAACAAUAGGUUUAAGAGAGAGGAUGCUGUGAUUAAUGGUUGGGAAUCUGAGGAAGUUCAAAAGGCUACUUCGUGGAUGAAGAAAGUUGAGAGGAAGUUGGAGGAGAAAAGAGCAAGAGCACUAGAGAAAAUGCAAAAUGACGUGGCAAAAGCAAGAAGGAAAGCAGAGGAGAAGAGGGCUUCUGCUGAGGCCAAGAGAGGAACAAAAGUUGCUAGGGUUCUUGAAAUAGCAAGUUUAAUGCGAGCCAUUGGUAGACCCCCUGUCAAGCGUUCUUUCUUUUGAAGCCUUUCUUAUCAACAUUUUCUGUUCUAUUAGUUAGUUAGUAUCAGAACUGUCUGUUGUUAGUGAUAUAUAUGAUCUCGGUUUAGUGAUUCCUUUCUUUCGUGAAAAA